UUCUUUUGCCAAAAUUCCGCAAGAAACCGGAAUGACGUACUGGGAAACGUUUUUAAUAACCUACCCGGAUGUGACGAAUACCAAGGCUUUGUUACGACUGAAACGCUAACUUAUAAUAUGUAGUAGUCGAUGUAAUAGUUCCCGUUACAGAGUUGGUGUCAACAUCUCCUGCAAAAUGAGCAAGCUGAAAGAUUCAACUCUCGUCUUAGAGUCUGAUGACUCUCGUGCACAUAUAUAUAAAGUGAAAGUCGACCAGCCAACUAUAUUAAGCAAGAGGAAAAUGCUAUUGCUUGGGAUAGGAAUUCUUGCAAUAAUAAUGAUCAUUAUUGUUGUUGUUGCUGUCGUGGUACUGGCAUUAAAAGCAYGUGAUGAACAACUAGGGAAAAUAAGGUAUCCUGUGAUUCUGAUAUCUAUGGAUGGUUUUAAGUAUAGUUAUUUGGGCAGAGGAACUGCACCAAAUAUUCAGAAAUUAGCCAAGAAUGGUAUACGUGCUAAGUUUCUACAGCCACAGUUCCCCACAAAAACUUUUCCAAAUCACUACUCAAUAAUAACUGGAUUGUUUCCAGCUCAUAAUGGCAUAGUUGGGAACAGUUUCUAUGACCCUACAUUGAAGGACACCUUUAAGAUAGGUGGAAAAAGUUCAUUUGACUCUAAAUGGUGGAAAGGAGAGCCACUUUGGCAGACUGCCAUGAAGAAUGGGCUUGUUGCUGCCUCAUACUUUUUCGUAGGAUCCGAGAUACCUAUUAAAGGAAUGCGGCCAAACUUUACAAUGUAUUAUAACCAGAGCCAUCCAUUCGAGGCCCGUGUUGAAAAAGUGCUCCAAUGGUUAGAUCUUCCUGUUCGAGGAAGCCACGGAAAAAGACGUCCUGAUUUUAUCACUUUGUAUUUCCACGAACCUGAUUCUUCUGGUCAUCGCUACGGACCAGACUCCCCUGAAGUUGAUAACCAAACAAGGUACGUCGACAAGAUGAUUGGAAUGCUGUUCGAUGGACUGGAGGAGAGGUCACUCAAGGACAAAGUUAACGUCAUCAUGCUGGCAGACCACGGAAUGGCUUCUACAAACUGUAGUGCUAAGAAGAYAACUUAUUUAGACGAGUAUGAUGUUACUUUAAAUGACAUUUUCUCUUUACAAAAAUAUGGAGGACCCUUUAUGUCACUUAGCCCAAAACRAGGUGGAUCUUUAAAUAAAACCGAAAUUCUUUCGCGCAUUCAGUGUAAGUCUCGUUACAUGCGGGUAUUUGCCAAAGAGGAACUUCCUAAGAGGUUGCACUACUCCUACGGCAGUCGUAUUGGAGACAUCAUAGUGAUAUCGGAAGAUGGCUGGUUAGUGGGUACAAACUCUUCAUUACCUUGUUACAGAAACAUAGGUUACCAUGGAUAUGACCCGAUGGCYGAGAGCAUGAGGGCUUUAUUUGUUGCUUACGGGCCGUCGUUUAAGAAGGGCGUUGUCGUCGAUCAUUUUAGUAAUACGGAAAUUUACAAUAUGAUUGCAAGCCUCCUUGAUAUUACUCCGGCACCCAACGAUGGAAUGCCGGGUAGUCUGCAACACUUACUUAGCUCUACUGUUGAUGCUCCAAAGCCCAUUCUCCAAGGAGACGGCAAACUGUUUGAUCAAGAAACCUGUAAAUAUCCUGGAAAGAAUGUUGCCGCUGAGCGCAGAGACUGCAGAUACUGCGUGUGCCCCUACUGUGACUUGAAAAGGGAUUCUUCUAAGCUCAAAGUCGAAGAGUUAGAUGAUUUGUUAGAUCUUACGAGCAAGCAGGUUUCCCAAUAUCAGAGACAUAACUUACCAUGGGGACUUCCUCAAGGAGGUGCUGGUGAAGGAGGCUGUAUCCUGAACCAAAAGGAAUACAUCAAUGGAUUUAGUACCUACCUGAGAGUGCCCCUCUGGGUGGGGUACAGAUUGGAUGGGGAGAAAGCAGGUCAAAGAAUUCCACGACAGAAUUGCUUCAGACAUGAUGUCCGUCUAACUUAUAACCAGACUUCUACGUGCACUCAUUUUUAUAAGUCAGGAAUGGAYCGAGGUCACCUGGUACCGAAUGCCGACUUUGAUUACAAUGCAACCGCUGCAUUGAACACGUUUAUUCUAAGCAACAUAGUGCCACAGUACUAUAUCUUUAAUAGAGGUGAUUGGGCAAAUCUUGAAGAUUAUGUUCGUGAUCUGGCGAUAAAUUUUACUACUGUUUACGUCAUUUCCGGUUCUAUUUUCGAUAAAAAUGCUGAUGGAUUGCGUGACGAAGAUAAAUCUGUCAGUAGGUGGAUUAAAAACCAAGUAAACACGGUUGCAAUACCAACGCAUUUUUACAAGAUAAUCGUGCGAUGUGACGAAACUAAAACCCCGUAUUAUGAAGUUCCCGGAUGUGAUGGUCGCCUCGAUGUCAUGUCUUUURUUUUACCACACAACGACAAAGGCCACUGUUGGUUUCAGAAUUUUAAAGAAUACUUGCUGGACAACUCGGCUACRGUUAGAGACAUCGAAAAGUUAACUGGUUCAACCUUCUUCAGCGGUUUACCCCCACUGGAGCAGGCGCGACUUAAAACAUUUACACCUGUAGAAUURUGGUUAUAGUUAAUUGAUUGGUAUACAUUAAGGUUUAGGUUUUUACGUAAGCUAAUAUGAUUUGAAAUUUCGAAAGCUCUUUAUCAACCAUUAACGAGUUCAUAUAUGAUUUUUUAUUUCGAAAAUAUGAUAUUCAAAUAUAUUGAAACAAAUUUUGAUUCAAAAAUACUAUAGGUGAUCUAAUUUAAUUCUGAUAUGUUAGCUUUAAUUAUGAAUUGGAUUCUCUUGAUGACAAUGAUUUAGCAGAUCAAUUUAUAAGAUAACAAACACGCCAAAAAAACGAAAAAAUAUCGUAUUCUGAUGUAUUUGUAAAGAAUGACGCGAGCGUGUUUUGAUACCCUCAUCAAAAAUGGUUUUCGACCAAUCGUAGCGCGAGUACUAUCCCAAUUAUUUUAUAAUUUACAUCUAUAUGUUCACGAUGAAAAUUAUCUGUAUACUUUAUUUGUGAGUGUGAGAGAAAUACUAUAAUAUUAUUUUCUCUUUUUCUAUUAAAAUAAUAAAGCUGAAAAUGCUGCUGAAAUGAUGUAAGGUGAAUAAUGUCAGUGAAACGAAAAAUUAAAGAUCACGAAGCCGGGA
This is a messenger RNA of Actinia tenebrosa (Australian red waratah sea anemone), 3136 nucleotides long. RefSeq names its product venom phosphodiesterase. The record is from RefSeq and is a predicted model, not a curated record. Lineage: Eukaryota; Metazoa; Cnidaria; Anthozoa; Actiniaria; Actiniidae. Gene Ontology annotation, molecular function: nucleic acid binding; hydrolase activity; metal ion binding.